AAAAGUUUGCACCAAAUAGCCGCCGCCCAAAAUAGGUCUUCCCCAAAUCGAACCCUCAUCCACACUGUCCUCUCCCACACCAACGCCGCCGCCCCCGCCCCCGUCCUCGUCCGCCUUAGAUCUCCACCGCCGACGACGACCCCCAUCGGUGUCGAUGGCGCCCGGUGCGUCGAGGUCGACGUCGCCUCCUUCCAUAGUCAUGCGAGGUCGAAUCCUCGGCUCCCUCCCUUCGACACCACCGACGGUGUGUCGAGGUCGAUCCGUCGAUGUCGCCCCCCUCUCCCGCACCAGACCCCACGGAGAAGUCUGAGCCUCCUCCAUUGGCCUGCGAGCGUGGCGAUGACAAGCGCUAGAGGAACCGUUGCUGCUUGGCUCCUCCACUGUCUCAGGGUGGUCGCGCCACCACCAUGCUGUCGCGCUCCGAUUCUCCGCGGCCCUCCACGGCUCGGCGCUGACGAGGACCGACGGGAUCCCCGCCACUGCUUCCUCCACCCAGCGGCGAGAGCUGUGCCCGCUCUUCACUACGCCGGCACACCACGCUGCUCAGAUCCGUCAUGGUGGAAACCCGAUACAGACACCUGCGGGUCCACAUCCUCCAUGUCCUCUGCAAUGAAGCAACAGAGCAUCUACCCUCCGCAAUGUUCUUCCCCUGGAUCAAUAGCGCUGCCUCCUUUUCCCCUUUAUUUGUCAGGUUUCCCUACAGAAGUUGAUGGGGGUUUCGAAGAUCUUCAAGCUGCUGAAGAUUUGGGAGAUUCGGAAGAUCUUUAAGCUGUUGAAGAUAUGGUAGAGUGAUUAUGCUUUGUUUCUGGAACCUAUACACUUGCUCUGCUCAUUUUGCCGGUUGUUAGGCCACAAUAUGCUCAUUUUGGUUGUGUGGCACCCCAGAAACAUAUGUUCUUUUGUGGCACACAUGUAGAAACAUAUAUGUAUUGUACCUUUUGUGGCACAACCUGCUUAUAUAUAUAUGGUUGUUAUGUUAAUUUAUCGAAUUGACUUUAAGGUUUUGGAGUGAAGUGUAUGAAUGAGACAUGUUACUUUGAUUGAA
Triticum dicoccoides is the source of this 1045-nucleotide messenger RNA. RefSeq lists its product as uncharacterized. The coding region runs from base 340 to 768 and encodes 142 amino acids. The transcript has 3 exons. The record is from RefSeq and is a predicted model, not a curated record. Lineage: Eukaryota; Viridiplantae; Streptophyta; Magnoliopsida; Poales; Poaceae.